Molecule: messenger RNA, 3457 nt
Organism: Aspergillus alliaceus
Lineage: Eukaryota; Fungi; Ascomycota; Eurotiomycetes; Eurotiales; Aspergillaceae
Product: Hsp70 family protein
Exons: 3
Coding region: 231-3206 (991 amino acids)
Biological process (GO): cellular response to hypoxia; negative regulation of hypoxia-induced intrinsic apoptotic signaling pathway; endoplasmic reticulum unfolded protein response
Cellular component (GO): endoplasmic reticulum chaperone complex
Molecular function (GO): ATP-dependent protein folding chaperone; ATP binding
Source: RefSeq, a predicted model, not a curated record
CUAUUACUCAUGCUUACUGCCAGGUGGCCAGUAGUUCAGUGCGGGAUCGCGUUCUGGAUGGCUUUAUUGACUUAAAUCUAAAUUUUACCACAAAGCUAGCCUCUACCGGCACUUUAGGUGCAUUUUCGGCAUUUGGCCCACACACCCUUUUGCACAUAUUCUUGAAGGUUGUCUAGACCUGUCGGGUAGUGGCGUUUUCUUUAUUACUCGCAUAUUCAAACAUAUAGACAAUGGCUCCCAAACUACGGCAUGGUUCGCCGCGAUUGUUCAUGUCCUCUCCCAUUCUUUCCGUCUUAAUAGUACCGUUUUUGCUAUUCUUCCUUGCCUUUCCUGCCCCUGUCGCCGCUGCUGGGUCCGCAGUGAUCGGUAUCGAUGUCGGUACAGAAUACCUUAAAGCAGCACUUGUGAAACCCGGGAUUCCACUAGAGAUUGUGCUCACCAAAGACUCAAAACGUAAGGAGUCGGCCGCUGUUGCGUUCAAACCCACCAGGGACAAUGCACCAUUUCCCGAGAGGUUCUACGGCGGCGACGCCCUGGCACUUGCCGCACGGUAUCCGGAUGACGUCUAUGCGAAUCUGAAAACACUAUUGGGAGUUCCCUUUAACGGUGACGGGAACGAAGCGGUUCAAACAUAUCUUAGCCGAUAUCCCGCAUUGAAGCUGGAAAGCGCUGGUGAGCGGGGAACCGUUGGGUUUCGGAGCAAUAGGCUCGGCGAAGAAGAAAGAAAGGAUGUUUUCCUUGUGGAGGAACUUUUGGCGAUGCAGUUGAAACAAAUCAAAGCCAACGCCGAUAGCCUUGCCGGCAAGGGUUCGGAUGUUAGGGAUGUGGUGAUCACCUAUCCCUCCUUUUACACGGCUGAGGAGAGGAGAAGUCUAGAGCUGUCGGCGGAACUCGCGGGUCUGAAUAUUGACGCUCUUGUUAGCGAUGGUCUCGCUGUUGGGUUGAAUUAUGCAACAAGUCGGCAGUUCCCUAGUGUUUCAAAUGGGCAGAAGCCCGAGUACCAUGUCGUCUACGAUAUGGGUGCUGGCUACACAACCGCUAGCGUCCUCCGCUUCCAAAGUCGCUCGGUGAAGGAUGUUGGAAAAUUCAAUAAAACAAUACAAGAGGUUCAUGUCCUGGGAACGGCCUGGGAUAGGACCCUCGGUGGGGACUCUUUGAAUGAUCUCGUGGUCAGGGACAUGAUCGCAAGCUUGGUUCAAGACAAGAAGUUGAAGGACCGUAUUACAAUAGCUGAUAUUGAAUCUCAUGGAAAAACUAUGGCGCGACUUUGGAAGGACGCUGAGAAAAUUCGACAGGUCUUGAGUGCUAACACUGAGACUGGAGCUUCAUUUGAAAGCCUCUACGAGGAAGACUUCAAUUUUAAAUACCGCAUUACUCGCUCUACAUUUGAGCAGCUUGCUGAACAGCAUAUUGCUCGAGUUGGAAAGCCUCUGGAGCAAGCUCUAGCGACCGCUGGAAUGCAACUGGAUGACAUUGAUUCAGUCAUUUUGCAUGGCGGAGCUAUCCGCACCCCAUUCGUUCAGAAGGAGCUAGAACGGGUCUGUGGGACUUCCAACAAACUUAGAACAAGUGUUAAUGCAGAUGAGGCUGCCGUUUUUGGUGCUGCCUUCAAGGGAGCUGCCCUCAGCCCUAGCUUCCGUGUCAAAGAAAUCCGAGCUCACGAUGUCUCCGGUUAUCCCGUUUUGUUGAAAUGGCCUUCUGAGUCUCGGGAGAGACAGCAGAAGCUAUUCACUCCGACCUCUCAAGUUGGUCCUGAGAAGCAGGUUACAGUGAAAAACCUUGAGGAUUUUGAGUUCAGUUUCUACCAGCAAAUUUUCUUGGAGGGUAACGUGGUCGAGUCUCCGAUUUUAGAUGUACAGACACAAAAUCUCACUGCGUCUGUCGCUAAAUUGAAGGAAAGCUUUGGUUGCUCUCCUGCAAAUAUGACCACCAAGUUCUCUAUUCGCUUAAGCCCUGUUGAUGGCCUACCCGAGGUUGUCAGCGGCGCCGUGAGUUGCGAUGUUGAGAACAGCAAGACAGGGAGUGUUGUUGAAGACGUCAAAGGCUUCUUCGGUUUGGGAUCUAAGAAGGAACAAGCCCCCCUUAACGAAGAUGGUGAAGCUAGCGAGUCGAUCACUUUGGAACCGGAGGAACCCCAAGCCUCGACGACUUCCUCGGCAAGCGAUGCUACUUCUACUACAAGUGCGAAGGAAAACAAGAAGGCUGCUCCCUCGAUUAAGGUGGAGACUAUUCCUAUUCGCUUCACCUCGUCUCCUCUAGGAACCCCUGCCCUAUCCAAGGCCGAGUUAAGCCGUAUUCAAGCCCGUUUGGAUGCAUUCGAUGGCUCUGACCGCGAUCGUUUCCUACGUGAAGAGGCUUUGAAUGAACUGGAGUCGUUCAUCUACCGAACCCGGGAUUUGGUAGAGGAUGAGGAGUUUAACAGAGUGAUUAAACCAGAUCAGUUGGCCGCUCUCAAGGAGAAGUCUGCUGCUGCCAGUGAUUGGCUUUACGAUGACGGCGAAAACGCCAAAACCCCAGAGUUUCGAGAAAAGCUCAAGUCCCUUAAGGACAUUGUCAAGCCCGCACUCAAGAGAAAGCAAGAAAAUGCCGCUCGCCCAGCUCGUGUUCAAGUUUUACAGGACGUGCUAAAGAACGCCAAGACAGUGAUGGAACUCAUGGAGAAGCAAGUCAAGCAGGACGAAGACCUGUACUCUGCAUCUCAGUCUGCCUCGAGUGCGCCUUCCACAGGUGAAGAAAGCACUUCGACUACCUUGGGCGAGCCAUCUUCUACCACAGAACCUCUUCAAGAUCUGGACGAAGACCCAUACUCGUCUACAGCAUCUCAGUCAACAUCGACUGCCUCGACGGCCAAACCCACAGGGCCGAAGUACUCGAUCUUCCAGCCAUCCGACCUUACUAGUCUGGCUCAGACUUACGAAACUACCAAUACAUGGUUCGAAACCCAGCUUGCUCUUCAGGAGGAGUUGACCGAAUCUGAUGACCCAGCUCUGACUGUGGCCGAGCUCGAUACCCGUCUCAAGGAACUCGAACGUACCAUGAACCGGGUCUACGAGAAGAUGGGUGCGGCAGCAGCCAGGUCCGGAAAGGACCAGUCAAAGAAGAACGGCAAAAAGACCAAAUCCGAGCAGGCAGGGAAAGAGAAGCCCGCCGAAAAGGAGAAGUCUGAGCAGGAGAAGCAGAAGGCCAAUAUUAAAGAUGAGCUGUAAUAGUGCUUCCAGGUGGAAUGAUGGAGUUUGGCUUGAGCGUUUUGUUUCUCUGUUCACAUAUAUUUUUUCAUUUUUGUUACAAACCUACUUCUCUCUGAACUGUGUUUCUUUGGUCUGUUCAAGGUCAGGGCUCUUGGUUAGCUUUGGCCUUUGCAAGACCUUGACCGUGGCGUUCAUCGCGCCUCAUUACUCUGCUUAGCAUCAUCUGCUUUAACAAAGACGGGUCUGUAAACUAGAUAGAAUAUACUGUC